AUGGGUGUCGGCUGGAGGAAGCUGGCCCCACUCUGGGCCCUGGCCCUCACCCUGGCCUGUGCCCAGCACACAGGCCAGGCCCAGGAUGGCUCUGUGGAACAUGGCCACAAGUCCCCAGACCUUUCCGUCCCCCAGGAGCUUGGUGGCCACCCACUCCAUGUGAUGACCAUCUUGCCCCCUCUGAGGACAGCCCUGGUGGUGCGAGCCCGGAACCCCGCGCACAACGGGCGCGUGUGCAGCGCCUGGGGCGACUUCCACUACAAGACCUUCGACGGCGACACCCAGGCCGCCUGCCCCAACGUCAAGAACAGCUUCGAGGACCCCUGCUCCCUCAGCGUGGAGAACGAGAAGUACGCUCAGCACUGGUGCUCCCGGCUGACGGACGCCCACGGCCCCUUCGCCCGCUGCCAUGCUGCCGUGAACCCUGGCACCUACUACUCGGCCCUGAGGGUUGUGGCUGGCCGGGCCCUGGAGUCCACGUGGCAGAUCGGUGGUGGCCGAGACGCUCUGGGGUCUAAGCCUGACCACACGGGCUGGCACCUGUCGGGUCCCAGACAGGAGGGGCUGUGGUCCUUCCAGCACUCACCUGGAGGGGAGCUUGGUGCCAAGAUGGUGUGCGGAGGGCGUGGGGGCCCCUGCACCUGUAAGAACAGGAUGUGGCACUGCACAGAGGAUGCCUGCCUGGCCGCCUGCGCGGUGUACGGGGACGGCCACCACCUCACCUUCGACGGAAAGAGCUACAGCUUCAGUGGGGACUGUGGGUACACGCUGGUCCAGGACCACUGUGGGGGCAACAGCACUGCCAACGGCACCUUCCGCGUGGUCACCGAGAACCUCGUGUGCCGGAACCGGGACCAGGAGGGCAAUGUCGGGAUGUGCCUCAACUAUGAGGUCCGGGUUUUGUGCUGUGAGCCCCCAGAGAACUGCAGUCACACUUCUGUGAAGCCCCACGUGACUUCACCUACCAAGCACUCGUCCCCUCCCGAACCUACCUCCGUGGUGUCCACUGUGCCGUUGCCCAGCUCCGUGGCGCCAUCCACCACGACAUGCUACUGCAGCGUGUCUGGCAAGCUCUACUCCGCAGGAUCCAUCGUUUACCAACAGACCGACCUCGCCGGUCACUGCUACUAUGCCAUGUGCACUCUGGAUUGCCACGUGGUCAGGCGGAUGGACCAGUCCUGCCCCAGCAGCGUGUCACCUCCUGCCCCGACCACCUCCCCCCACGGCUUCUCCUCGUCGUCCUCCAGGACUGUCACUAAGCAGGGGUGCCCCAACGCAGUCCCCCCAAGAAUGAAAGGCGAGACCUGGCCCACGCCCAACUGCUCUCAGGCCACUUGUGAGGGCAACGGAGUCAUCAGCGUGCACCAGCGCCGCUGUCCCCACGCUCAGCCGCCGACCUGUGCCAACGGCUUCCCCCCCGCCAAGGUGGCCGACCACGGCGACUGUUGUCCAGGCUACCAGUGCCAAUGUGUGUGCAGCGGCUGGGGCGACCCCCACUACAUCACCUUCGACGGCACGUACUACACAUUCCUGGGCAACUGCACAUACGUGCUGGUGCAGCAGAUCAUGCCCGUGUAUGAGCAUUUCCGCGUGCUCAUCAACAACUACUUCUGUGGGGCCGAGGACGGGCUCUCCUGCCCGCAGUCCAUCAUCGUCGAGUACCGGCAGGACCGCGUCGUGCUGACCCGCAAGCCCGUCCUCGGUGUGAUGACCAACGAGAUCAUCUUCAAUGAGAAAGUGGUCAGGCCCGGCUUCCAGAAGGAUGGCAUGAGCGUGUUCCAAAUCGGCAUCAAGAUGUACGUGACCAUCCCCGAGCUUGGCGUCCAGGUCAUGUUCUCCGGCCUCAUCUUCUCGGUGGAGGUGCCUUUCAGCAAGUUUGCUAACAACACAGAGGGCCAGUGCGGCACCUGCACCAAUGACAAGAAGGACGAGUGUCGCCUGCCUGGGGGGGCGGUGGCGGCCUCCUGCUCCGAUAUGUCCGGCCACUGGAAGGUGACAACACCCCACCAGCCACUCUGCCACGAACCUUCCCCGAUGCGCCCUCCAGCCAGGCCCACGCCUUCGCCCACCCCGUGCUCGUCGUCCUCAAUCUGCCAGCUGAUUCUGAGCAAGGUCUUUGAGCGGUGCCACGCUGUGAUCCCCCCGAUGAACUUCUACCAAGGCUGCGUCUUCGACCAGUGCCAUAAGACCGACUCGGGCGUGGUGUGCUCCAGCCUGGAGCUGUACGCGUCCCUCUGCGCCUCCCGCGGCGUGUGCAUCCACUGGAGGAACCACACCAGCCACGCGUGCCCGUUCACCUGCCCUGCUGACAAGGUGUACCAGCCCUGUGGCCCGUCCGAGCUCUCCUACUGCUACGGGAGAGACAACACCAGCCUCAUGGCUCUGCAGGACACUGGCCCCAUCACAGAAGGCUGCUUCUGUCCAGAGGACAUGAUGCCUUUCAGCACGAGCUCUGACGUCUGUGUGCCCAUAGACUGCCACAAGUGCCUGGGGCCCCACGGGGAGCCUGUGGAGCCCGGCCACACCGUCCACGUGGACUGUCAGGAGUGCACCUGUGGGAACAGCACGCUGACCUUGAUCUGUCAGAGGAAGCCCUGCCCCCUGCCCCCAGCCUGCCCCGUGCCCGGCUUCGUGCCCGUGCCUGCAGCCCCCCAGGCCGACCAGUGCUGUCCCCAGUACAACUGCGCCUGUGAUCCCAGCUACUGCCCCAAGCCCGUGGCCUGUCCCGAGGGCUCCGGCCUGAUCUUGACCUACGAGGAGGGGGCCUGCUGCCCGAGCCAGAACUGCAGCUGGAGUGUCUGCAGUGUCAACGGCACCUUGUACCAGCCCGGCUCCGUGGUCUCCUCCAGUCUGUGUGAAACGUGCCGAUGCGAGGUGCCCGGCCGUCCCUCUUCGGACACAGCCGUGAUCAGCUGCGAGACCCAGAUUUGCGACACCCGCUGCCCCGUGGGCUUUGAGUACCGGGAGCAGAGCGGGCGGUGCUGCGGUGGGUGCGAGCCGCAGGCCUGCGUCCUCAACACCAGCGACAGCUCCGUCCAUGUCUUCUACCCCGGCCAGUCCUGGUCAGACCCUGGGAACCCCUGUGUGACCCACGAGUGUGAGGAGCACUGGGACGGGCUUGUGGUGGUGACCAGGAAGAAGGCGUGUCCCCCACUCCGCUGUCCUGCGGACCAGGCCCGGCCGAGCGCGGAUGGUUGCUGUGUGUCCUGUCCUCCAUCCCCAUCCCAGCACAACUUGACCUGCACCAUGUUCAACGAGUCCCGGGUCAUCAAGCAGCAAGGCUGCAGCUCUUUCGGGCCCGUGCUCCUGCCCUACUGCCAGGGCAACUGUGGGGACAGCGCCUCCAAGUACUCCCAGGAGGCCAACGCCAUGCAGCACCGCUGUGAGUGCUGCCAGGGACUGCGUGUCUCCCUGAGGAACGUGACCCUGCUCUGCGCGGACGGCUCCAGCCAGGCCUUCAGCUACCCCCACGUGGAGGAGUGUGGCUGCGUGGGGCAGCGCUGUGGGUCUCACGGCACCCCGGGCCACGCGGAGGGGUCGGGGCCUGUGGAGAGCGAUGAGGACCGGAGCCAGGAGAUGCAGCGUGCGGGCGGGAAGAGCGGGGCCAGGGCCACAGGCCCUCCCAGCCGACUGACCAGCACCCGUCCUCAGGGCUCCCGGCAACCCCUGUCCGGGAUACACCGAUGA
This is a messenger RNA of Leptonychotes weddellii (Weddell seal), 3687 nucleotides long. NCBI's taxonomy places the organism in Eukaryota, Metazoa, Chordata, Mammalia, Carnivora, Phocidae. The record is from RefSeq and is a predicted model, not a curated record.